ACAAAUGUCGUGUUUCCCUGUACAAGGCGGACUUAUUUUGCAGGGCGCAAACUCUUCAUGUAGGAACAGCACGAUGGAUUCCCAGAGAGUGAUGGAUUAUCUGACUGAGGUAGAAGUCGCUGCUGAAGAUGUGCUCGCUGACAAACAGCAGAUUGUAGACCUGGACGCAAGAAGAAACAGAAACCGAGAGGCGAUGAAUGCUCUGAGGAACAACGCUUCUGAUAACGGUAACUACAAAGUCAAGGUUUGCUUUGGGAACAUGUUCAUUAAAUUCCCCAAGGAGAGCACCAAAUCCAUGAUUCAGAAAGAUCAAGAGCAGCUCGAGCAGGAGAUAAACGACCUCCGGAAAGGUCUCAAAGCAAAAGUAAACCGGCUCAAUGACCUUCAAGGGAAGCCUGAACUCCGGGGAUACAACCUGUCUCCGCUGACCGGCGAUGAACUCAAGGCUAUGAAUAGCAUCCUGAAGCGAUAACAUCAGCUUCGAGUUAGAGUUAAAACGUGAGGAAGAAGAGUGAUGAGGGGUGGUUAGAAUCGCAUGAACGUGACGACAACGAUUAGUGAAAAUACUCGACUGCGCACUCAUACACACUGCAGGGAUGCUCUGAGCAUAUAUGCAAACUAUUGUUGCACAGCGUUGAUAGCGUUGAGUGUGGAAGUUUGCACCCCUUCACUGGGAAACGAUGACCUCAACAAGACAUUGAUAUUUACAGACGUUCCUGAAGUCAAUAAAAGGGGAAACAUCUAGUGUGAUAUUUCUGACUGAGUUAAAAAUGCGCCUGUUGUUUGUUUUGGAUGUUCUUGCAAAUCCCUUUGAUAUAUUUUUCUUCCCAAAGUUAUUUUUCUUCCAGUCUUUGGCUGUGUCUUUCAACAGUGUUUUUCUUGUUAUCUGUUAUCACCUUCUCCAGCGCUAGGAAAGGUCAAACUGCUUGAGUUUUAGGACUUGUAUGGAGUAUGCGCCACAUAAUCGCAGACAAUAAUAAUAGUAAAAAUGUGUACUUGUCAAUAUUUUGAAGAGUUUUAAAAAAAUUAUUUAUGAGCAGACGUUAUAUUUCUAAAAGGAGUUCAGUGUCCGCGCUUUGUAACACUUACUCUAUGGGAAAGUCUUCAGGCCGGAUGACUUUGCAGUUUUUUAGUCACAUGACAAGCUGCUUUUUUUGUGUGUGUCUUAUUAACAUCAAGACUGAGAAGUUGCUGAAGAAAAGUCAGUUUAUAGUUGCUAUAAUGUAUGUAAUAACAGUUAUCUUGUCUCAUGGAUGUUCCACGAUGUUAUACAGUAUGUAACAAACUGCUACAAAGUUCAUUAAAAGAAAAAUAAUAAUUUAA
Ictalurus punctatus (channel catfish) is the source of this 1323-nucleotide messenger RNA. It is a transcript of the gene pdrg1, whose product is annotated as p53 and DNA-damage regulated 1. The record is from RefSeq and is a predicted model, not a curated record. Gene Ontology annotation, cellular component: prefoldin complex. The coding region runs from base 5 to 472 and encodes 155 amino acids. Gene Ontology annotation, biological process: protein folding. The transcript is spliced from 5 exons. NCBI's taxonomy places the organism in Eukaryota, Metazoa, Chordata, Actinopteri, Siluriformes, Ictaluridae.